Molecule: messenger RNA, 976 nt
Organism: Astrephomene gubernaculifera
Lineage: Eukaryota; Viridiplantae; Chlorophyta; Chlorophyceae; Chlamydomonadales; Astrephomenaceae
Source: the annotation of a GenBank genome assembly
CUGCUGCUUUACUUGGGACCUGUCUAUAUACAUUAGUUUGCAAAAUGGCCCUGAUGAUGAAGCGCUCGGCCGUCGCGGCUCGCCCGGCCGUUUCUCGCAAGGCCGUGGUGACCUGUGUCGCUCGUCAGUCGUGGCUGCCAGGCAGCGAGACUCCUAAGCACCUUGACACCCCGGCUGCCCUGGCGAUGGCGGGCAACUUUGGCUUCGACCCCCUCGGUCUUGGCAAGGACGCCGAGGCUCUCCGCUGGUACCAGCAGGCUGAGCUGGUGCACUCCCGCACUGCCAUGACCGCCGUCGCCGGCAUCCUCAUCCCCGGCCUGCUGACCAAGGCGGGUGUCCUGAGCGUGCCCGAGUGGUACGAUGCCGGCAAGGUGGCGAUCGACAACUCGUUCGCCCCCUUCAGCUCCCUGCUGGCCGUCCAGAUGUUCCUGUGCGGCUUCGUUGAGGUUAAGCGCUGGCAGGACUUCCGCAAGCCCGGCAGCCAGGCCGAGCCAGGCAGCUUCCUGGGCCUCGAGGGCGCCUUCGGCGGCUCCGGCGACAACGGCUACCCCGGCGGCAUCUUCGACCCCCUGGGCCUGUCUAAGGACGCCUCCAAGCUGGCUGACUGGAAGCUCAAGGAGAUCAAGAACGGCCGCCUGGCCAUGAUGGCUCUCCUGGGCUUCGCUGCCCAAAAGGGCGCCACCGGCGCUGGCCCCAUUGACAACCUGUCUGCCCACCUUGCGGACCCGUGGCACGUGAACUUCACCUCCAACGGCGUGUCCCUGCCCUUCCUGUGAAGGCCGCGACUGCGUGCUGUGCUGUACAUUAUGGGUUGGGUUUGGGGCGUGACCGUGUGAUGAGCGUUGCAAAGUGCAUUUUUGUUGGACGCCAGGGGUAUGCUUGCAGGUCCGUUAGUUAUGCACCUGCGAAUUUUCGAACAACUGCGGAGGUGUGACUGGGGCCUGCAGCUGCUCUUCCUCUUGAUUGUAACUCCACA